This is a messenger RNA of Pan troglodytes (chimpanzee), 1960 nucleotides long. RefSeq names its product glycine C-acetyltransferase (gene GCAT). Lineage: Eukaryota; Metazoa; Chordata; Mammalia; Primates; Hominidae. The record is from RefSeq and is a predicted model, not a curated record. The transcript is spliced from 9 exons. Gene Ontology annotation, molecular function: glycine C-acetyltransferase activity; pyridoxal phosphate binding. Gene Ontology annotation, cellular component: mitochondrion. Bases 480 to 1781 code for a protein of 433 amino acids. Gene Ontology annotation, biological process: biosynthetic process; L-threonine catabolic process.
UAGGCGGGCGGGCAGUGGGGACAUCUGGGGCGUUUGCACCUGAGAAUUGGGGGGAGGGUUCAGGAGCUGGACAGAAGCCAGGAAUCCUUAGUCCCGGAGGCUGCGGAACGUGCCUUAGCCGGCUUCUAGGCUUCUGCCUUUGGGGUCCAGAGGGUACCCCAUUUCCGGCCGAGAGGUGAGUACGUGGGAAUGCGGUGGGGAGUCUGGUGGGCUUGGCCCUGACGCGACUUCCUCCGCCCCCUUCCCUCCCCUCUGCCAUCCGGACUGCUGCAGUCUCAACUUACAAGUCAAGCCGCUCGCUCCCUGGCGGAUCCCGCCAGGCCCCGCCCAUCCGUCCUAGGCCCGCCUCCCCGCCUUUUUAAGCGAGCCUCCUAGCUCCGAUUGGCUGCUGGAGCCCGGCCCCCGGCCACGCGACCAGGCUGCGUCCGCGGUGCGCACGGCUCCCAGGCAGGCAGGCGCGCUCGAGCGAGGUAGGAGCGAUGUGGCCUGGGAACGCCUGGCGCGCCGCACUCUUCUGGGUGCCCCGCGGCCGCCGCGCACAGUCAGCGCUGGCGCAGCUGCGUGGCAUUCUGGAGGGAGAGCUGGAAGGCAUCCGCGGAGCUGGCACUUGGAAGAGUGAGCGGGUCAUCACGUCCCGUCAGGGGCCGCACAUCCGCGUGGACGGCGUCUCCGGAGGAAUCCUUAACUUCUGUGCCAACAACUACCUGGGCCUGAGCAGCCACCCUGAGGUGAUCCAGGCAGGUCUGCAGGCUCUGGAGCAGUUUGGAGCUGGCCUCAGCUCUGUCCGCUUUAUCUGUGGAACCCAGAGCAUCCACAAGAAUCUAGAAGCAAAAAUAGCCCGCUUCCACCAGCGGGAGGAUGCCAUCCUCUAUCCCAGCUGUUUUGACGCCAACGCCGGCCUCUUUGAGGCCCUGCUGACCCCGGAGGACGCAGUCCUGUCGGACGAGCUGAACCAUGCCUCCAUCAUCGACGGCAUCCGGCUGUGCAAGGCCCACAAGUACCGCUAUCGCCACCUGGACAUGGCCGACCUAGAAGCCAAGCUGCAGGAGGCCCAGAAGCAUCGGCUGCGCCUGGUGGCCACUGAUGGGGCCUUUUCCAUGGAUGGCGACAUCGCACCCCUGCAGGAGAUCUGCCGCCUCGCCUCUAGAUAUGGCGCCCUGGUCUUCGUGGAUGAAUGCCAUGCCACUGGCUUCCUGGGGCCCACAGGACGGGGCACAGAUGAGCUGCUGGGUGUGAUGGACCAGGUCACCAUCAUCAACUCCACCCUGGGGAAGGCCCUGGGUGGAGCAUCAGGGGGCUACACGACAGGGCCUGGGCCCCUGGUGUCCCUGCUGCGGCAGCGCGCCCGGCCAUACCUCUUCUCCAACAGUCUGCCACCUGCUGUCGUUGGCUGCGCCUCCAAGGCCCUAGAUCUGCUGAUGGGGAGUAACACCAUUGUCCAGUCUAUGGCUGCCAAGACCCAGAGGUGCGACUCCCAGCAGGGCAGGCUCGGGGGCGGAGAGACGUGGUUCCGUAGUAAGAUGGAAGCUGCUGGCUUCACUAUCUCGGGAGCCAGUCACCCCAUCUGCCCUGUGAUGCUGGGUGAUGCCCGGCUGGCCUCUCGCAUGGCGGAUGACAUGCUGAAGAGAGGCAUCUUUGUCAUCGGGUUCAGCUACCCCGUGGUCCCCAAGGGCAAGGCCCGGAUCCGGGUACAGAUCUCAGCAAUGCAUAGCAAGGAAGACAUUGACCGCUGCGUGGAGGCCUUCGUGGAAGUGGGGCGACUGCACGGGGCACUGCCCUGAGCUCUGGGUAAGGACGAGAAGAGCCAAGGUCCACCUACUGCCACAGGGUCAAAGGAGGUUUUCGAUCAGCCCAGACCAGAGGCUCUGAGCCCUGAACCAAAGUCCCAGAGCUGGGCUGGGACGUGACCUGUGCUGAGGGCUGUGAGAAUGUGAAACAACAGUGUGAAAAUUGGCUGUGA